AAAUAAAAGCAGUUUGCAAUCUUGAUGACAAUAACAACAAAUAUCCGAUUAAUAGCCAAAUCAAUUGUACUAAUGAAAUGGUUCUAGUAAAUGAUAAUUCUGAAGAUAUAAUUGAACAAAAUUCUGAAGACAUAGCUGAACAACAACAUACACGAUUAUAUCAAGUUUUAAAUGAA
Messenger RNA from Racocetra fulgida, 176 nucleotides. The record is from the annotation of a GenBank genome assembly. Lineage: Eukaryota; Fungi; Glomeromycota; Glomeromycetes; Diversisporales; Gigasporaceae.